AUGAGAAGACGAACAAGGUCAGAGAGAAAAAAACCGGAAAGACUGGGGACAGGAACUAUUGGCGGUGUCGACCGUUAUAAAGGCAAUGGAAUUGUGCUUGGGACAAGUAAACUGUUUUCAACCGCGCUCACCGCUGCGCCGGCUGCGGAACAAAUUUUAGUUCAUCGCCUUUUGUAUCAACGCCAAGGAUCUCAAAAAGAACGAUUGAAUAACAUUUUGUCUUUUUGUGGGUUUGAAACCGACGACCAAGCCGAGAAAUGUCAAGCGUCUGCGGAGAAAAGAACUGCGGAAGAGAUCAACUCCCUUUGUGCGAUAUUUAAGAUUGAAGAAGACGAGAAUAAAGUCGAGGCUUUGGUCACGUUCUUUAAAACACCAACGCGGCCUAAUGGAGAUGAAACGGUCGAGUUCGAAGACCAAGCGGAAGACGAAGAAGAAGAGGAAAUCGAUGAGGCGCAAAUGGAAGAAGAUGACGAAGACCAAGAACUCUAUGACGAGAAUGAAGACGCAGGAAAGGAGGAAGAAGACAAUCAGACAAGUUCGAGUGAUGACGAUGACAAAGAAGAGAAAGAGGAGAGUGAAGAACCUGAAGAAGAAGAACCGGAGGAAGAAGAGAAUGAAGAAGAACUUGACAACGUCUAUGAAGAGAGUAUUACUGAGAAGAAAAAGAAGACCAAAAAGGGGUCGAAAGAGAAAGACGACAGUAAAGCAGUUAAGAAGCCUAAAGAAGAUGAUGGUGAGAAGAAGAAGAACACUAAAAAGAAGACCAAAAAGGAGUAA
This is a messenger RNA of Entamoeba invadens IP1, 777 nucleotides long. Its product is annotated as protein DEK, putative. The record is from RefSeq and is a predicted model, not a curated record. The transcript has a single exon. Bases 1 to 777 code for a protein of 258 amino acids. NCBI's taxonomy places the organism in Eukaryota, Evosea, Mastigamoebida, Endamoebidae.